Bemisia tabaci is the source of this 2673-nucleotide messenger RNA. NCBI's taxonomy places the organism in Eukaryota, Metazoa, Arthropoda, Insecta, Hemiptera, Aleyrodidae. The record is from RefSeq and is a predicted model, not a curated record.
AUUUCAAUUUCCAUCACAAGCUCCUUGAGUGCCCAGCACUCACAUUUACAAACAUUCCACCGAAUAGUUUCGCUCGCUAGGUACUUCUAAAAUUGAUUCCAUAGCGAAGGUUAAUUGGCCCCAUUGAUGACCUUAAUUUAAUUUUGGGGAGCUAGUAAUGUCUCAUUUUUGAGCCAAUAUUACGAGUUCACAGAUGAGUUUUUUAAUUUAAAGUUUUGAUUUGCAUCUGCAUCGUCCGAGUGAAAUAACAUGGAAAGACCAAGUGAUAACAAAAAAUGUUUGAGAAAGAGUGUGUUCUCGGUGCCCACACUUGUUAUUGUAUUAGUUAUCGGUGUCAUUGCGUGUGCUAGUUUCUAUUUUUUCGGGGGAAGCUCUAAAGCCGGUAGUUCUUUACGGUUUGUUAGCAUCGUUCAUCGGCAUGGAGAUAGAUCUUCGGAGAUUUCGUAUCCCUUGGAUCCAUACAAAGGAGAAACAUUUUGGCCGGAGGGACCGGGGGCACUUUUACAGAGAGGGAAAGUGAAUAUGCACAGGCUGGGAAUCUUCUUGAGGCGCCGCUACGAUGGAUUCAUUCCCUCCGCGUACAACCCGGCUGACGUCCACGUCCUAUCAACUUUCAUUGACCGGGCUUUGAUGAGUGCAGAGCUUGUUUUAUCCGGGCUAUACCCUCCUGUUAAAAACCAAAUUUGGAAUUCCGACCUCCUCUGGCAACCCGUCCCGGUUCAUUCUACCACUCCAUCCACCGAUGACAUGUUGCGAGUGUCUAAAUUCUGCCCACUUUUAAGAAAAGAAGGAGAGCAACGAAAGAUUUUCAUAAGACAGAAAUUAAAUGAACAUCAAGAGUUCCUCGCCUAUCUUUCUAAGGUGACUGGCCUUGAUGUUAAAACUGAGAGGGACGUCAAUCAUAUCUAUGACAAUCUCCAAGCUGUGGACCAAGAGGGAUUGCCAUUGCCGGAAUGGGCUAAAGAUAUCUAUCCUGAUAAAUUAAAAGCACUUGCCAAAAUACGAUACCUUGAAGACUUUGCAACUCCUCUCAUGAUAAAACUUAGCUCAGGUGUUUUCAUCAAUGAGCUGUUACUGAGUAUGAGACGUAAAAUAGAUUCACCAGAAAAUUUUGAACGGCGUUUGAAUUUGUACUCCGCGCAUGACCUGACGUUAGUGCGUGUCUGGCAUGGUUUGAAUAUCAGUCAAGAAAUCACAGACAACCCUCCUUAUGGCGCCGCUUUGAUAUUCGAAUUGCACGAGCUCAAGGACAAACACCGAAUAAAAAUAUUGUACAAGAGAGGCAGCAUCGACGAGGACCCUGAAAUUGUACACAUCCAAGGUUGCGAGGACAGGCAGGCCAUCGAUCCCGAUGGAAUGUGCGAUUUCGAUGUCUUCUCAUCUGCACUACAGUCCGUGAAAAUCACAAACUUUGAUGAGGAGUGCCGAAUACCUCGAUAGGAGUGAUUGUGAUUGCAUAACGUUAAGCAAAUCAAUUAUAUCUACACGAGGACUUUUUCAUAUGAGAGCAACACAGCCGAAUAGGAGAAACAUAAUCCAGCCUCGUUUUUGAAAUUUUCAUCUGAAUGCGAGCGAAGCCUCGUUGACGGCAUGGAGCGGAGUAUUGCAAGUUCACGCGCCGUCGCGCCUUCAAUUUUGCAGAUGCAACACAGACAUCUAUCAAGCACGAAUAGUUGUAUCUCUGCGCCGUCAUCGACGCGCGUUGAGGUGCCUCCUAUACUUGUUUGAGGAAAGUUGAAGUCAAGGUUUGCUCAAAACAUGCCAUGAGGUGUCCAAAUAAAUAAUACUUAAACAAACAAAAAAAAGUUCAGAGGUCUCUCAAGUGCCUUGAAAGGCGCACGGCUAAGGAUUGUAUUUUGGCAAGAGUUUUUUUUCUUACAACUAUACCCCGAAAAAUCCGAGGCCGGGUAAUAUUUGCCCGACUAUUUCGCCGGCAGGAUUUACAUAUGGCGGACGAGGAGGAGAAGUGAGGAAGUGCCAGUUUGUUGCCAAAAAGGUAAACAUUUUUUUUUAAAAAAAGUAUUUCUUACCUUCAAAAACAUAGAAAAAAUAUAAAUAAUACUUCAAAAACCAUCAAAAUCAAUUGUAUUUGAUUGCGGAUCAACAUGUCCCGACCUAGAAAUUCGUGUAUAAAAAAGGCCUCGGGCAUUCAAGGGUUAAAGUAACAUUUUUGAGAUUUUGACAAAAUGUUAUUGUCGAUUGAAACUGAGAAGUUAUGAAAAAGCUAAUGAUAAAAAUGAACUUUGAGCUCGACCGAAAAAUUGAACCAUAGAGUGUAAUUUUCCUUGUCGUAUACUUUAUGAUGAGUUCACUCAUAACAACAUAUACCUUAAUUUUUCCCGAAAUAUCACGGAAAUCCCGACCGAGAUACCUUUCACUCACUCCAAUGGAUUCUAAUUCACUCCUCGGAAUAUCUUGUUUGUGAAACUGGAGGCCAACAAAAUACAUUGUUUGUUGCAACUUUGUUGAUAACAUGCACCGCACUCCAUGUUUUAAGUGAGUAUCAAUCAAUGAGUUUAGAUAUGUUUGCGUUUUGUGCGUUCGUUUUUAGAGAUAAUUCAUUAUUUUCCUUAUAAAUGUUUGCUAAAAGCACACGUGAUUAUAGUAAAGAAAAAUAGUAUGUGAAAAAACCUACCAGUGUCUUAAUGCAUUAUAUUUCUUUUUCGCUCCAAA